Nomia melanderi (Alkali bee) is the source of this 867-nucleotide messenger RNA. The record is from RefSeq and is a predicted model, not a curated record. NCBI's taxonomy places the organism in Eukaryota, Metazoa, Arthropoda, Insecta, Hymenoptera, Halictidae.
AUGUCGGUGGCAAAAGUUGCAGUAAAAAGGACGUCGACGAAAAGAAAGAUAAGCAAGAAAAGUAAAAAAUCAGUUGCAAAAGUUUCGAAACUUGCUGGAAUUAUUUGCACGUCAUCUUCGGGAUUACCAAAAUGGCAGCAAUCGCCGAUUAAUUUAAGCAGAACGGCUACUUGGCUUAAAAAAUUCCCACCUUUAUAUUUAACUAACUAUUGGCCUGAUGAAGGUUCAGCUACAAUGACAAACACAGGCAAAACAGUUAAGAUUGAAUUUUCAAAUGAAAUAUUGCCUACCAUGAAAGGUGGUCCUCUGGCCAAAGAGGAAUUUCAGUUUAAAAAUGUGCAGUUUCGUUGGGGUGCUGAAAAUUCAUUUGGCGCGGAACAUUCUAUAGAUGGUAUUUGGUAUUCGAUGGAAGCACAGGUAAUACACUGGAAUACCCGUUAUGGAAGCAUGGAAAGAUGUCUGGAUCGACCGGAUGGAAUUGCCAUACUCUCGUAUCUCAUACAAGUUGUCGGCUGCCCGGGAAUGCCCGAUAAUCCUUCUCUUUCACCUAUUACGGAUAACUUGUGCAAGAUUAAAAGAAUGGGAAGCAGAACUAACAUUCCGCCAACGACUUGUCUGCUUUGGAUGUUGGAAGCGUGUUUGGCACAGGGAUAUUACGUUUAUUCCGGUUCUCUCACAACACCGCCGUACAACGAAUGCGUUAUUUGGAUAAUUUCACCUAGCGUGAUAAAAAUAUCGCUUCGUCAAAUAGAUGCAUUUAGAGGCCUCUACGAUGGUAAACUGCAAAAUAUAUUAGAAAAUGGUAGAAUACAACAACGUCUUCACAGAAGAAAAAUUUUCUUUGCCAGCGACAGCUUUAUUGCAUGA